Fusarium pseudograminearum CS3096 is the source of this 1236-nucleotide messenger RNA. RefSeq lists its product as uncharacterized. Gene Ontology annotation, biological process: RNA catabolic process; ribonucleotide metabolic process. Lineage: Eukaryota; Fungi; Ascomycota; Sordariomycetes; Hypocreales; Nectriaceae. Gene Ontology annotation, cellular component: ribonuclease H2 complex; nucleoplasm. The transcript has a single exon. The record is from RefSeq and is a predicted model, not a curated record. Bases 1 to 1236 code for a protein of 411 amino acids.
AUGGCGAGAACGAGAUCUACCAAACCUGCUCCGUCCGAAUCGAAAGCUGCGGAACCCAAAUCCACUGGCUCAAAGUUUAGCCUUCCUCCUCGAACAGAAAAUGCCUCCAAAGUCUUUGUUCUUCCUAAGAAAGCCUCUUCCGAAGCGCGUAUUGUCACUCUUCCACACCCCAAACAUGGCCGGCCUGCGAGAUACCUGGUGUGCCCUGAAACGGGCAUCUACGAAUUCACAAAAGUUGCGACACCGAAAACGACACCGAAGAGUUGGCUGAUCGAAAAUACACCAAACUCUGCUCCCGCGGAUAGCACCAGCAAAGUUGGGGUCUCAAUGGGCCAGGAUCUCUACUUGGCUACAUUAAUCGACCCCCUAUUCCUGGUCCUCCCAGCAUUGACUGAAACCCAGUCAAAAAGCUCAGAAGGAAAGCGGCUCUUCCUCUCUAGCGAUGACCACUUCGACAAGUUACCUCAGGACUGUUCACAUCUAUCGGAGAUUUUGCGAUGCGACAAGACACGGAAGCUCAUCGAGAGCCGAAUGGCCGUGGUUUGCGAUACUGUCGAUGCAGGAGACGAGAGCAUGUUCCGACUAAACGAGAGCAAACUGGCCAAGGCCGUAUUGGAAAAGGCGCAAAGAAUGCAGGAUGGGGGACUUGCACCAACUAUGGAGGAGAAGUUUGUGAAGAAGGCUCUUGAAGCGCCAAUUCUUGUGCAGAAACGAGAAACCACCGAGACUACAACGGUAGCGAAGACAGAGUCACCAGCAACAGUCUCGGACUCGACAACAGAUACAGAAGUCUCUCAGCCUUCCACAACAGUCACGUCUUUGACAGAAGAGACUACCACCGAGAACAUCGUCAGUGCCAUUGAGGCUUCUUCUGAAAUUGUCUCUCUUCAGAGGUUGCGAGUCGCAUUCAGUUUCAUCUGCUCAGGUUACGUUGCUCAGGCUCUCGCCACCCAACUAGAAGAGCUUCUCAAGAAGGAAGCUCUGGUGGAUUUCUCGCCUCUGGAUGAAUACUUGGCCAAAUUAGCCAAGCUACGCGCCGAAGCCAUGGCUGCGCACUCUAUUGAUUACUCUCGCAAGCGCGGAUUGGAUGAAGAUGAAGACGACGCUCUCGUCAAAAAGAGAAAGAUGGAGGAGGAAAAGAAGAAGAAAACACUUGAGAGUCGUGGAGUCCGGGAUCUCAAGAAGGUCAACACUAAAGGCAUGAAAAAGAUGAGCGACUUUUUCAAGAAGAAGUAA